CCCACUCACACAGCCCCUAAUAACCACACAGACACCCUUUAAAGGACAUUUUAGGGCAGCAUAGAAGUAAGCAGAACAGAAGUGACUGCAGAUUCAUGGACAAAUAACGUUGUGGGGACAUGAUUGAUAAAAACUGAAGAGAAAUAAAGUGCCGUCGCUGUCAUCAGAAUGAGGUUCACCGUUUCUCUCCUGAUUUUGUAUAACUUAUACUUGACUAUGACUAGUUGUUGCCGUAGUGACAGGAAUCCGGAUAACCGACCACGUGUCAACUGCACCGGGAUGACUCUGAGCAAUGUUCCACCUGCAAUUGAUCCAGCUACUGAAGUCAUAGUUCUUACAGACAAUGAGUUUGCGUCCCUGUCCUGGACCUCUUACCAGAGCUUCCAUAAGUUGCAUGAGUUAGACCUCUCCCGGAACAAAGUGUCAUCACUAGAGAACAUUCCAGACCUGAUCCUCCCCUCUUUGAGCAUCCUCCGUCUCUCGGGUAACCGGCUCCAGGAACUCCCAGCAUCUGCCUUUGUUGCUGCAUCCAAGCUGAUGGAGAUCUUCCUGCGUGCAAACCAGCUGCGCACUCUGAACGAGGAAACUUUCAAGGACCUGGAGAAACUGGAGGUCCUGGACCUCUCCCAAAACCUCAUCCAGGUGCUGCCUUUGUCGCUGCUGGCCGUCAUUAACACCAAAUUCCUCAAGACCUUUGAUGUGGAGGACAAUCGUCUCAAGGUCAUGCCAGACGAGUUCUUUUCCAAGUUACCUGACAUCCCAUAUGUCUACUUGUCCAAGAACCUCUGGGUCUGCAACUGCAAGGUGGCUUAUCUGUCACGCUGGCUAGAGGAUCAGGGUCACAACGUCUACGUGCACACAGGUCCAUCCAAUAUUGUAAAUGACCCAGAGAGUGUGGUGUGUGACAGCCCGAGUUCACUAAAAGAUCGGGCCAUCAUUGAUUUGCAAGAGGAUGAAUACUGCCCUCCCUCCCCCCUUGGUGACAUGGAUUCCACUGGAGCCCCUGCAGCCAUCUCGCGGACAGAGUCCUUCCAAUCUACAGCCUCACCAUCCACCACCGCGGCCAUCCGUAGGAUUCUCUCUACUGCGUAUAUCCCCUCAUCAACCCAAACCGCUGCAGCCACCCAGACAACGACCAUCAUUCCUAACCAGGCCAAAACCACCACCACACCCACAAUAAUCCAAACCACCACGUCCACCCAGACCUCUCCCAACACACACACCUUUAUCAGAACAACCACACCCACCCAGCCUCACACCACUGGUUACACAUUUUGGUUUGUAACAGCAAUAACAAGUUAUUACCGAACAUGGACUGGGUAUAAAUAUUAUGUAACAGAGUUUGCCACGUCUAAGAUGGUAGCUGAGGAGGGGAUGGAAUCAGAGCCUACCACUAUGUCUACCACUUUUCAAAUGACAACUAUACCCACACCCACACCCACACCCACCACUAUGUCUACCACUUUUCAAAUGACAACUAUACCCACAUCCACAUCCACAUCCACACCCACAUCCAAACCCCUGUCCACGUCUCCAUCCACAACCGAACAUCAUCAAACCACGACUGGUUUUCCUUGGACCACAAAGCAGUCUCUCACUGUUCGCUCUGUGGUUUUGGACAGUAGGAUACAGGAGAGACCAGUGGUGUAUUACUGUUGGUGGCUAUUCAUUGGUUACCUUUGUCUGUGUGUCUUGCUGGUCUUCUGGCUGUGCAUAAUCUCCCUCUGGUCCCUUCGAGUCUACCUCAGAGUCUAUUUGCCUCUAGUGCGAAAGAAACAGGAGCAGAGGAGAAACACAGCGAGGCUGCUGGGAUAUCAUGUCAGACAGGGAAAGGACACAGAAGGGAGGGAAGAGAAUGCUGGGUGGAGAGGGAAGGUGGGUGAUCAGGCAGGGACAAUUUCACUGCCUUUGGAGGGUGCUGAGGGGGUGCAAGCUUUGUUUCGCUCUGUGCUUUUUGUCUACAAGACUGGGGAAAAGAAAGAAGGGGAGGGGGAGGAGGGGUGUGAGGCAGUAAAAUCUGAGGAUACAGCGAGGAAAGAUGGACCUACUACAAGUCAAGAAUGUAUGAUAAGUGAAGGUAUUGGAAGAAUAGACAUUGGAGGGGGAGGAAAGGGGGAGGUGCACAGGAAGACAUUAUACAAGGUGAUCAGCCGAGAGGAAGAGAUAACAGGAUGGAGUGAUGUGGAUAUGAGCCAGAAGUCUAAUGAAGGAAAUCAAAAUGAGCAAGCGGAGAGAGUGAUGCAAGGAUGGUCAGAGAGAAACAGGAGAAGCAGUGAGCUCAAAAAGAGGUACAGCUUGAUCUUAAGAGAAGAGCGAGUAGAAGGGGAGGAAUGGGGAAGGAGUAGGAGCAGGGAGCCCUCCAUUGGGAAUGAGUGGGUUGUAAGAGAGUGGAUGCUGAGAGACAGAGGGGGAGAGGCUGCAGCAGGGGAUACAAGAGAGGAGGAUUGGUGGUCAUUGAUGCCUUUGAUUGCAAGCAGCACUGACCUUGAACCAAGAGGUGGAGACAGCUCCACCACCAGCAAUGACAUCACUUCAGAGACUCGUCUCUAAACAUCCUCACGUAUGCAUUUUGCCUGUGUGUGUUUGACCAGACACAUAUAAAGCAGGGGUCACAUAUCAAGCCUGGAAAUGCAGGAAAUAGUUGUAAAUUGUAAAUUAAGUCAUACAUUGAACGAAUGAACAACAUAAUUUGAUGUCAGUCAAGCUAAAUGUCUGAAUUUGAAUGCAAAUGAAACAUUUUUUCAGAAUUGAAUCAUGAAUAGUACUUACUGAUCCCUUCAGUGAAUCAUGGAUGCUGUUGUAGAACCCUGCUGUAGAGCUCUGUACUGGACAUUCUUCCCAGCCUGCUCUGCCCAUUACUUCUGACUGCUGGCACAUGAGAUCUUUCAUCUCCUUUGCCUUUGGGUCCCACAUUCAUAUGAAUUUGUUUUAUCUCCUGCUAAAUCCUUGCAUUUAUGCAAUAUCAGCAUUAUCUAGAAAAUAAAUGUGUACAUUUUACUUGAGAAAAAUAAUAAAAGAAUAGCUUGAUGUUUGCUUCAGAAUCAUAAUUAAAAUAUCCUGAGCAUCCCUGAAUGAAGGCUGAGUUGAUUUGUUAUACAAAAAAAUAUACUCACCAGUUCAUUUUCAGACAUAAACACAAGAACUUUUCUUUUUUUUACAAAUAAACAAAAGGACACAUGAUAAAUUAAAGGUUAUGGUAAUAGGAAGUUAGAAUAAAAUUGAUUAUUUCUAUUUUACAAAUGGGCCUAUUUCGGCAGUAUCAUUGCUGUAUAGAAAUCAAACAGGUCUAAAGCAAUCAGCGAGUUACUAAUGGCAUAUUGACGAGCUACCAAUCUUUGGUGUCAUGAAGCAUCUGACAUAUCAGACAUCCCAGAUCAAAUAUAUUUCCUUCACGUUUGGCCACGUCUGUGUAAUCCCCUAUGUCUUUAACAACAGCAAGGUCAUCGAUGCUGAAACUGGCCAUUACAAAGCCAGAUGUCUUUCUACGCCCUGUAGACUAACUUUUUCCAACUCUGCUAGGGCUUCACUGAUUUAAACCAUUAUUAAACGUAUUCAAAGUAGCUGUGUGGUAUACUGUUUUGUGCCCUGUGCAUUGCUUUGUCAGUUUUUCUGAAGGAAUUAAUUGCGAUAGGAUGUUUUCUUGCUCUCCAACGACUUCAUUCUUAUCAGGGCGAUAACUAUUGAUUAAUCCAAGUGCUUUUAAACAUAUACAGUAUAUAUGGUGUUUGACAACCAAAAAUUGUAAAACUUCCGUUUUGUACAAUGUAGCUUAGAGUAUGCUCCCAAGCUUUCUGUUCUUAGAAGAUAUGAAAAAUCAAGUAUUCAUAUAUUUAAUCUUGUAAAUCUUUCAUCGGUUGUGAUCAGAUAUCAAUUUCUGUAAGAUUGUAAUAAAAGUAAUACAACAGCCAGGAAAUUCCA
Molecule: messenger RNA, 3918 nt
Organism: Anguilla anguilla (European eel)
Lineage: Eukaryota; Metazoa; Chordata; Actinopteri; Anguilliformes; Anguillidae
Product: platelet glycoprotein Ib alpha chain
Exons: 2
Coding region: 169-2550 (793 amino acids)
Cellular component (GO): plasma membrane
Molecular function (GO): protein binding
Source: RefSeq, a predicted model, not a curated record